AUGGAUCCCAAAAUUGAGAUGCAGGUGGAUCCCAAUGAGGACACGGAGUGGAAUGACAUCCUGAGGGCCCACGGGAUCAUCCCACAGAAGGAGCCAGAUCCAACCGAGGAGCUGGAAGAGCUGUUGCAGGAGGCUGUUCAAAAACAGCAUGAGAAUAGACUCGAAGGCAAAGAUUUGGACGAGCUGGAAGCCUUGGAGGAUGAGGAAGAUGAAGAUUUUCUUGAGGAGUACAAACAGAAGAGAUUGGCCGAAAUAGCAGAGCUCACAAAAAAGUCCAAGUUUGGCUCAGUGUAUCCUAUUACCAAGCCAGAAUAUAAAAAAGAGAUCACAGACGCUUCAAAUGAGUCCUUCAUCUUUUUGCACAUGACGCUUAGCAGCAACCAACAAUCCAGACUGUUAUCCGCGAUAAUGCAAAGAAUUGCGCCGAAAUUCGCUGAGAUCAAGUUCUGUGAGAUCCCAGCCAACCGUGCCGUUGAGAACUACCCAGAUGCCAAUUGUCCCACCAUACUUAUCUACUACAAGGGAGAUCUGGUUCAGCAGUACAUAACACUUACACAGCUGGGUGGUAGCGGUGCCACCAUAAAAGAUAUCGAAAAGGCCUUGGUUGGUGCCCAGGCUGUGAAGGACGACGAUAAGAGACUGGAGAUCAACCAGCAGGAUGAAGACCUGGCAGAGAGUCGAAUGCUGAGGUUUGCCAAAAAAUCGAUAAGAUCGUCUGCGAAAGAUGACGAGGAUGAUGACUUUUUUGACUAA
Molecule: messenger RNA, 753 nt
Organism: Kuraishia capsulata CBS 1993
Lineage: Eukaryota; Fungi; Ascomycota; Pichiomycetes; Pichiales; Pichiaceae
Exons: 1
Coding region: 1-753 (250 amino acids)
Biological process (GO): protein folding
Cellular component (GO): cytoplasm
Source: RefSeq, a predicted model, not a curated record